AUGUGGGGCAAAGCGCCUCGUACGGGCAAAGCGCCUUAUCUCGCCCAUUGUUUGGGGCCCCGAGCCUCCCCACAAAUCCCAUGGACGACGUACAUGUAUGGAGAAGCUGACUCCGUCACGUCCCAGGCGACGGCCAGUGCCAUGGAGAGCAUUGUAAAGCAUGACCAUCUACCCCGGAUUUCGCAGCCUCGAAUACACGCUGGACAGACACGUCCGCCGUCGCCGCGCCUGGCAUCCGGCCGAGCGGCGGCAGCAAUUAGGGCCAAAGCCGCCGACUUUGCUGUCCAGCGUCGACCAUGCGUGGCCGUCGAGGCCCCGAGCCGCCGAGCUGUCUCGUCCGCAUAUCAGGCGUGCUCGCGCCGCGGCGGCAGCGUCCCGGCUUUGCUUGUGCAUUUCUCUUACGUGGCGAAUGCAAAGAGGAUGAUAGCCAUCCUUCCAAUGACGGGCCAGACUGAGGGUCUCGCCCUCCGAUGUUGCUGCGCAUCGUGA
Metarhizium robertsii ARSEF 23 is the source of this 489-nucleotide messenger RNA. RefSeq lists its product as uncharacterized. The record is from RefSeq and is a predicted model, not a curated record. Bases 1 to 489 code for a protein of 162 amino acids. Lineage: Eukaryota; Fungi; Ascomycota; Sordariomycetes; Hypocreales; Clavicipitaceae. The transcript has a single exon.